This is a messenger RNA of Sorghum bicolor (sorghum), 2904 nucleotides long. RefSeq lists its product as uncharacterized. The transcript has a single exon. Bases 1 to 2904 code for a protein of 967 amino acids. The record is from RefSeq and is a predicted model, not a curated record. NCBI's taxonomy places the organism in Eukaryota, Viridiplantae, Streptophyta, Magnoliopsida, Poales, Poaceae.
AUGGCUGAACCUACCACUGCCGACCUCUUGAAGGAGCUCAAGACCAUGUCCCACGAACUCACAUCCUUGAAGGCCGAUAUGGCGGCCACGAAGGACAAAGCCUCGACGGCCGACAGCUCUGACACAUGGCAUCGUGAGGGGUUUCGUGACCUCAACCUCCCUCCCUGGCCCAAGAAGUGGGAUUUUCCCCGCUACGACGGCACCCCCGAUCCGCUCCUCUUCCUCAACAAAUUCGAGGCGUACUUCCGCCACCACUGCACCAUGGCUGAAGAGCGCAUGGGCAUGGCGUCUUACCACCUGGACGAUGCCGUGCAGACCUGGUACACGCAGCUGCUUGAAGAUGAGGGUGCUCCGACGUGGGGACGUUUCAAGGAACUCCUGAACCUACGUUUCGGACCACCCCUGCGUUCGGCCCCGCUCUUCGAACUUGCGGAGUGCAGGCGCACGGGAACGGUGGAGGAGUACUCCAACUGUUUCCAGGCCCUCCUGCCACGUGCUGGCCGUCUCGACGAAUCCCAGCGAGUCCAGCUUUUCACGGGUGGUCUUCUGCCGCCUCUCAGCCACGCCGUCCGUAUUCACCAUCCGGAGACGCUGUCCGCCGCGAUGGGCCUGGCAGGCCAGGUGGAGCUGAUGGAGCGCGAUCGGCUGCCGCCACCAACAGCACGAGCCCCGCCGCGUGGGCUGUUACCGGCACCGGCGCCACGGGCCGCGCUGCCCGCGCCCGCGCCGCAGCUGGCCUUGCUGGCUCCACCAGCGGCUGCACCACCGGGUCGCGACGCAGCCAACCCCCGGUGUCUGACACCGGAAGAGAUGGCGGAACGACGUCACCUAGGUUUGUGCUUCAAUUGUAACGAAAAAUACACCCGUGGCCACAACAGGUUUUGCCGUCGCCUCUUCUUCCUUGACGGGGUGGAGAUUGACGACGUCGCGCCCACGGACGACGCGGCGGCCGCCGCUGAAGACGUGGAGGCGCCCGUGUUCUCCUUGGAUGCGGUCGCGGGCGUGCCCAUCGCGGACACGAUUAAGCUACCGGUGAAUGUCGGCGACGCCGAUCUCCUCGCCUUGCUAGAUGGAGGCUCGACGCACAGCUUCAUUGGCGAGGAGGCGGCGCGGCGCGCGGGCCUCCCGAUCCAGUCCAGCCCCCGCAUUUCGGCGGUCGUCGCCAACGGCGAACGCGUGGCCUGUCCUGGGGUCAUUCGGAACGCAGCGUUCACCAUCCACGGCGCAACCUUCCACACCGAUCUCUUUGUGAUGCCCCUCGCAGGUUUCGACGUGGUGCUCGGCACUCGGUGGCUCGGCACUAUGGGCCCCAUCGUCUGGGAUUUCGCCUCCCGGUUGAUGGCGUUCCAGCGCGAUGGCCACCACUUCGCCUGGACGGGCGUGGCUUCACCCUCGACAGCGCACCUGCGCACCCUCGCCGCGGCCAGUGGGGCGCUCCAGGACGAGCUCUUGGUCGCCUAUGAGGACGUGUUCGGCGAACCGACGGGCCUCCCACCUCCACGUGGCCGCGAUCACGCCAUCAUCCUAAAGUCGGGCUCCGCUCCCGUCGCCGUGCGCCCUUACCGCUACCCCGCGGCACACAAAGACGAGCUGGAACGCCAGUGCGCCACGAUGAUCGUGCAGGGCGUAGUCCGCCGCAGCGACUCACCGUUCUCCUCACCGGUCUUGCUCGUCAAGAAGGCGGACGGCUCCUGGCGUUUCUGCGUGGAUUACCACGCCCUCAACGCCCUCAGCGUCAAGGACGCAUUCCCGAUCCCCGUCGUCGACGAGCUCCACGGCGCCCGCUUCUUCACCAAGCUCGAUCUGCGGUCGGGAUAUCAUCAGGUGCGGAUGCGGCCCGAGGACGUCCACAAGACCGCCUUCCGCACCCACGACGGCCUCUACGAGUUCCUCGUCAUGCCGUUCAGGCGGUGCAACGCCCCGGCGACGUUCCAGGUGCUGAUGAACAACGUGCUUCGACCACUCCUUCGCCGUUUCGUGCUUGUCUUCUUUGACGACAUUUUGAUUUACAGUGAGUCGUGGACCGACCACCUCCGGCACAUGCAGACCAUCCUCUCUGUGCUCCGUCAGCACCAGCUGUUCGUGAAGCGCAGCAAGUGCACCUUCGGCGCCCCCUCCGUCUCAUACCUCGGCCACGUCAUCUCCGAGGCGGGCGUCGCCAUGGAUCCGGCCAAGGUGCAGGCGAUCCACGAGUGGCCGGUCCCUCGUUCGGCACGGGCGGUGCGCAGCUUCCUCGUCCUCGCCGGUUAUUACCGGAAAUUCGUCCACAACUACGGCGCCCUCGCCGCUCCACUGACGGCCCUCACCAAGAAAGACGGGUUGUCCUGGACUGCGGACGCCGCCGCUGCCUUCGACGCCCUUAAGGCAGCGGUGACAGCAGCGCCCGUCCUCGCCAUGCCCGACUUCACCAAGCCGUUCACCGUCCAGUGCGACGCGUCCACCUCCGGGUUCGGUGCGGUGCUGGUCCUCGAGGGCCACCCCCUGGCGUUCUUCAGCCGUCCCGUGGCUCCACGCCACCGCGCCCUCGCUGCCUACGAACGGGAGCUGAUCGGCCUGGUGCAUGCCGUCCGUCAUUGGCGGCCGUACCUCUGGAGCCGGCGCUUCGUCGUCAAGACCGAUCACUACUCCCUCAAGUACCUUUUGGAUCAGCGCCUCGCCACCAUCCCCCAGCAUCAUUGGGUGGGCAAGCUGUUGGGCUUCGACUUCGCCGUGGAAUACAAGUCGGGCGCGGCGAACGUCGUGGCUGACGACCUGUCAUGGCAUGACACGGAGGAGGGCACCGUUCUGGCCCUCUCGGCGCCUCCCUUCGACUUCAUCGGCAAGCUGCAUGCUGCGCAGCGCCAGGACCCGGCGUUCACUGCCCUCCAUGACGAGGUCAGCGCCGGCACGCGCACAGGGCCCUAG